Acanthosepion pharaonis is the source of this 507-nucleotide messenger RNA. Lineage: Eukaryota; Metazoa; Mollusca; Cephalopoda; Sepiida; Sepiidae. The record is from the annotation of a GenBank genome assembly.
AUGAAGGGCAGAUUUAAUUAUAAUAGUACACUGUCAGAGCCUUUUACAAUUGAUAAUGGAAUAAAGCAAGCUGAUAUUCUUGCUUCUACUCUCUUUAUCAUCUAUUCUGCUCUAACUUUAGUUGAAGCUUUUCAAAACCGCAAAAAUAACUAUGUUCAUUUAUUCUUUAUUCUUCUUUUUACUUUUUCUUUCACAUUCAUUCAUUUUUCACUUCUUCUCUCUUCCUUUAUAUUCUUUCUUUCUCUCAAACUAUUUAUUUUUCAUCAUUUUUUGCGCUUUUCUAUAUUUUUAACCCUUACUCUUCCCACUUUUAUUUCUUCUAUCUCUCAUUUUCUUUAUCAUUUCUUUUCUUUUUCUUUAUUUUUUCUCUCUCUCUCUCUCUCUCUCUCUCAUAUUUGUCAAUCUUUAAUCUCUUCUAUGUUCUUUCUCUUUUCUUUUAUUUCUCUCACUAUAAUUUCCUUCACCAAACUUAUUUUUCUUGCCUAUCUUUUUUUUGUCCCCUUAUGA